Geodia barretti is the source of this 879-nucleotide messenger RNA. The record is from the annotation of a GenBank genome assembly. NCBI's taxonomy places the organism in Eukaryota, Metazoa, Porifera, Demospongiae, Tetractinellida, Geodiidae.
AUGCCCAGUCUGCGGAACGUCAUUCAGGAAACCCAUCGCACGCUGGAGUCGGCCGGCAUACCCGACGCCCGCCUGGAAGCCGAAGUCAUGGUGAUGGACGUAAUGCGGAUGCCGCGCCAGUCCAUCUUCGCCGAGCAGGAAUCCCAGGUCUCCGAGCAACAGCAGCAGAGCCUCAACGCUAUCGUGGAGCGCCGUCUCACCCGCGAACCCCUAGCCUACAUUCUGAACUACCGGGAAUUCUACGGCGUCAACCUGCUGGUCAACCCGGAUGUGCUCAUCCCGCGACCUGAAACCGAAACCAUGGUUGAGCACGCUCUGUUCAUGGCCCUGAUGGGAAUGGAGAGCCGCGAACUGGUCAUUGCCGACAUCGGCACCGGCACCGGAGCCAUCGCCAUUAACCUUGCCAUCCACCUUCCGGCGGCCCGCAUCUACGCCACCGACGCCUACGACGCCACGCUGGACGUUGCCGCGUACAACAUCAGGAUGCACAACGUCACCGACCGGAUAACGUUAUUGAAAGGCGACUUGCUGGAACCGCUGCCCGAGCCGGUGGAUGUCAUCGCCGCCAACCUGCCCUACCUGCCUACGGAUCGCAUCCCGACCCUUCAGCCGGAGGUGCAGUGGGAACCGAUUGCCGCGCUAGAUGGCGGGCCCGGCGGUAUCGACCUCAUCGGGAGGCUGUUGAAACAGGCCGCUGCCGGCGACCGCAUCAAACCCCAUGGUGUCAUCCUGCUGGAGCUGGAUCCUGAGCAGAUUCCCGAGGCCCGGUUGCUGGCCACCAACGCGUUUCCGGACGCCGAAAUAACGGUGGAACUGGACCUGGCCCGCCUCGAUCGACUGUUGGUAGUCAGCCUAUCGGCGCCAGACGCAGAAUAUUAA